AUGAGCUGGUCCCGAGGGGCUUGCUGGUGCCCCGAGCUCUGGCGCUGCCUUUCAUCCUCCGCUGGCCCGGGACCCCCUCCUUCCCAUGUGGCCUCUGCAAAAUGGGGCAAAAAGCAUCUUCCUGCAGGCCUGGGAGCUGCUGGUGGGUCACGGUUAUGCCCUGGGGGCAGUGGGGCCAAGUGCGAGUUGUGUUGUUUGGAGCCAAAGCGAAUCUCAUCAGGGCGAGAGGAGCCUGCUACGGCUUCAAUAGAAAACACACUUUUAUGGGAGUAUAAUCCUGUGCCCAAAGGCCGCUGUCCUCCGUCCUUGCCGUUCGGCCGUCGCCGCGGUCCUGCCGAGUGCCCUGGUUUCUGGCAGCGCCGUGGCCUGGCUGUGGCUCUGCCGCAGGAGGCUCCGGUGCUUCCCGGGCGGCAGCUCCGCGGGCUGCGCGGCUCCCUGCAGCGCCCGGCUGGCCCUUGGCUGCUCUCCAUGGGAGAGCGGCGCGGCAGAGCUGCCCGGGGCCGUUUCGAGAUCCGCCUCUGCAAGGAAAACAAGCAUGAGGAGAAAGCCGCGGAUCCCGGCGGCGCGCGGGAGGAGACCCCGGCAGCGGCGGCGAUGGGCAGCAAAACGUGGAGGGAGCUGGCGGCGGAGCUGAAGCUGUUCCUGUGGAACCCGGAGGAGAGGACCUGCAUGGGCAGGACUGCCCGCAGCUGGGGCCUGAUCCUGCUGUUCUACGCGGUGUUCUACACGUGCCUGGCGGGGAUGUUCGCCUUCUGCAUGUACGUGAUGCUGCUCACCCUGAGCCCCUACACACCCACGUACCGGGACCGCGUCGCCCCGCCAGGAGUCAUGAUCCGACCCCACCUGAACGGGUUCAACUUUGCCUUCAACGUGUCGCAGCGCAGCACGUGGCAGCCCUACGUGGACAGCAUGCACCGCUUCCUGCAAGCUUAUGAUGACAAGGUUCAAGAAGAGAAGAACAUCGAGUGCGUGGCGGGGCGCUACUUCAUCCAGGGGGGCCCCGAGGGCGAGGAGAAGAAGGCCUGCCGCUUCCGGCGCUCCCUGCUGCAGAGCUGCUCCGGGAUCGGGGACCCGACGUUCGGCUACUCGCGGGGCCAGCCCUGCAUCCUGCUCAAGAUGAACCGGAUCAUCGGCUACCGACCGGGUGCCGGGGUCCCGGUCAGCGUGGACUGCAAAGUGCAGAAGGGCAAUGAGAGUGACCUGAGAUCAGUAGACUUCUAUCCUGGGAAUGGCACGUUCGAUCUCAUGUAUUAUCCCUACUACGGCAAGAUGACGCACGUCAAUUAUACAUCCCCGCUGGUGGCUAUGCACUUCACAGACGUGAGGAGGAACAGCGUGGUCCCUAUCCAGUGCAGCCUCAACGGGAAAGGUAUCGUCAACGAUCUGCACAGCGACCGCUUCCUGGGCCGCAUCAUCUUCACGCUCAGCAUUGGGAAGUAG
This is a messenger RNA of Tinamus guttatus (white-throated tinamou), 1440 nucleotides long. RefSeq names its product ATPase Na+/K+ transporting family member beta 4 (gene ATP1B4). Lineage: Eukaryota; Metazoa; Chordata; Aves; Tinamiformes; Tinamidae. Gene Ontology annotation, biological process: sodium ion transport; potassium ion transport; regulation of DNA-templated transcription. Gene Ontology annotation, cellular component: sodium:potassium-exchanging ATPase complex; nuclear inner membrane. The record is from RefSeq and is a predicted model, not a curated record.